AUGCUUGCCAGCAGCAGCUCCAACAGGCAGGCACGGAAGGCUGAAAAGUCGCUGCGCGGCCUGGCGCCUGACCAGUCCUGGCCUGGGACCAGACCGACUCCGCCGCUGAUAGACAUCAACAACUUGACCGCCAUCGCAAGCGUUCUGCAACCAUCAACGACGCUCGACGCACUUCACUACAACCACUUCUCUCGCAACAAUUUACGCGACGCCGAUAUGAGACUUACAGCCGUCGCUGCCUGCCUGUUGGCCCCGGCUGCGGCCUUGAGCGUCUUCAACGGCAACGCCCCCGACGCCAUCGCCAAUGGCGAUAACAAGAUACCUGGAGAUUCUCCUCUCGAGUUCUGUCCCGGCGAUCACUCCAAGGAUCUUGUCACGAUUGAGAGUGUGGACCUGUCGCCUAACCCGCCCAAGGCUGGCAAUGAGCUGGUCAUCAAGGCCAAGGGCACCAUCAAGGAGACGAUCGAAGAGGGUGCUUAUGUCCUGCUGACCGUCAAGUACGGCCUCAUCCGCUUGAUCACCACCAAGGCGGACUUCUGCAAGGAGAUUGGCAACGUGGAUCUCGAGUGCCCGCUGGAGGCUGGUGAUCUCGAGAUCACCAAGAGCGUGGACCUGCCUGCCGAGAUUCCUCCCGGCAAGUACACUGUCUUGGCAGAUGUCUACACCGCCAAGGAUGUCCAGAUCACAUGCCUGACGGCGACUGUUGCCUUCAGCCGUGGCUCAUUCUUCAACCAGGACUUGUAG
Messenger RNA from Emericellopsis cladophorae, 744 nucleotides. Its product is annotated as Phosphatidylglycerol/phosphatidylinositol transfer protein-like protein. Gene Ontology annotation, molecular function: sterol binding. The transcript is spliced from 4 exons. The record is from RefSeq and is a predicted model, not a curated record. Bases 1 to 744 code for a protein of 247 amino acids. Gene Ontology annotation, biological process: intracellular sterol transport. Lineage: Eukaryota; Fungi; Ascomycota; Sordariomycetes; Hypocreales; Bionectriaceae.